AUGCCUCUCCAAUAUCUACCAGCGGAAAUCCUCGACAACAUCUGCCACCAUGCUCCUCUCCCUGACCUCGUCGCUCUCUCCAGGACGAGCUCACUCUUCUAUACAGUCACCCAGCGUAUCCUCUACAGACAUAUCUCUGUUGAUUCCAAGAGUCUCGCCGUCGUUCUCUCCCUCGCAAAGAAACCCUACGUCGCGCGCCAUGUCCGGACAUUUGCCAUUCGCAUUGACCCAUACACCACAGUACUUAACUCAUACUACCGCCGCCUCAGAGAGGCUUUGUCAAACAUGUCCGAACUUACCUCUUUGGAUAUUUCCGUUGACCCUACCGCCAGCUGGGUGCUGCGCAUGAGAUCCAAUGUCAAAUUCCCUCGAUUACAGCAUUUCGCAUCUUCUUUCCCCCUCGACUCCCAUGUUGCCCAUUUCCUCUGCAGGGCUGAGGCUAUCCGGCAGCUCGAGCUUGAUUCUUUCCCCAUAUCCGACCCCAUAGCUCUAUCGAGUCUGCCUGUCACAGCCAUUCCUCAACUGUCUCGUUUCAUUGGGUCUUCUGAGGCUGCUCAAGCAGUCAUUCCGGGUCGUCCAGUGGAGGAAAUACAUCUGAAUUCAGGUGACAUGACAGAAGAUGUCGUGCGGGGCCUUGCCAAAUCCACCGCCUCUGUGCUUCUUCUGGGCGCCUCAACAAGUUCCCUUCCUCUUUCCUUACUUGGAACGCUGGCCGAAUUUAUGCCACAGCUCAAGUACCUCAGAAUGAUGACGACUUACAACUUCUUGGAUGCUCCUGAUGCCGUAAGUCUCCCUAUUAAUAUAUCUAAAGAUCCCACCUUGACAUCGGGCAUCUCGCAGACGUUUUACCAAAGUACUGCAAACGCUUUGGCAUCACUCCGUAACCUUCAUUCUUUCGAACUUUCUGGAAUGCAUUGGGGCUCAUCACGCAAAGACCUUGCUGAUGAGGGAAGGGUCUGGCAGUCGCAGCCGUUGGAAGCCACACCCCCUACCCUGGACGUCGUCGAUCUCUCCGACGUCUAUUUCGCAUAUUGA
Laccaria bicolor S238N-H82 is the source of this 1035-nucleotide messenger RNA. RefSeq lists its product as uncharacterized. Gene Ontology annotation, molecular function: protein binding. The coding region runs from base 1 to 1035 and encodes 344 amino acids. NCBI's taxonomy places the organism in Eukaryota, Fungi, Basidiomycota, Agaricomycetes, Agaricales, Hydnangiaceae. The record is from RefSeq and is a predicted model, not a curated record. The transcript has a single exon.